AUGCGAGCCUUAAACACUGGAGUAGAUAAUCUCCGAGCAGAGUAUAGGUCCCUUGCUCGGUACACGCUACCCGAUGCGACAUAUGAAGCUUUCAAGGCAAAUCAUGAGGCUGGAAGGAAUAGGUACCAAGAUGUUCCUUGUCAAGAUCAGUACCGUGUCGUUAUUACUUGGCCGGGAGCUCCUGUCGAUUAUAUUCAUGCAAACUAUGUAGGCACACCUCUGUCAGACAAAAGAUUCAUUUGCACGCAGGCGUUUUGUGGAAAACGCUUUGCUCUGAAGAAGGAGCACACAGUGCAGCUUGUCAAGGGACCACUGGAUGGUACAAUUACGGAGUUCUGGAUGAUGGUGCUACAGGAAGAGUCUCAGACAAUCAUUAUGCUCUGUAACUGCAUUGAGACGGGAAAAUACAAGUGCGCCGAAUACUGGCCAAAUCAGAUGGGAACCAGCAAGACAUUUGCAGGAAUUGAAAUAUUUAACGUUCAGAUGCGUCCAAUGAGUCCAGAAGAGCAAAGUGUUAUCGUGUCGGUGUUAAUUGUGAAGUUUACAAAGCCUGAUGGUACCCAUGAGCAACGCGAAGUUCGGCAUUACCAGUGGAUCGACUGGCCGGACAGAGGCGUGCCACCAUGUAGAUUAACGAGCAUGGAGCUACUUUCUCGGGUGCGUGGAACUACUAAACCCAUAAUAGUACACUGCUCAGCCGGCAUCGGAAGGACAGGGACUGUUGUCGCUAUUGAAUACAUUCUUGAGCGAAUGCAAGCCGGAGUUGAAUGUGCAGCAAUGAAUGACCUGCUCAAAGAGUUACGAAAUCAGCGAGCUUACACCAUCCAAAACGACCUAGUCAGUCUUUUGUUACUUAUCCGCAUAGUGCAGAAGCAGCAACAUGUUCGUAUUUCCAGCAAUACCUGUUCAUUCAUCGAGUUAUGCUGUGCUAUUUCCUUGAGAAACACAAGCAAAGGUCAUUUACAUUCACACUAA
Molecule: messenger RNA, 975 nt
Organism: Haemonchus placei
Lineage: Eukaryota; Metazoa; Nematoda; Chromadorea; Rhabditida; Trichostrongylidae
Source: the annotation of a GenBank genome assembly